Messenger RNA from Vicia villosa (hairy vetch), 4065 nucleotides. Its product is annotated as probable inactive leucine-rich repeat receptor kinase XIAO. Gene Ontology annotation, molecular function: protein binding. The transcript has 8 exons. NCBI's taxonomy places the organism in Eukaryota, Viridiplantae, Streptophyta, Magnoliopsida, Fabales, Fabaceae. The record is from RefSeq and is a predicted model, not a curated record. Bases 378 to 1229 code for a protein of 283 amino acids.
AAAACACUGUUCACCGUAUAAAUACGGUGAACAGUGUUUGGUGUAAGUAUUGGUGUAAGAUUGGGGUGUAAGUAUAGCAUUACUCUUCUCUAAACUCCCAUUUGGACAAUACCAUGUCAUCUUGGGAAAACAACAGUACUGAUUGUUGUGAAUGGGAAGGAGUUGAAUGCAACACCACCACUGGAAGAGUCACCAAACUCAAACUUGACUCUGGUGGUGGACCUUGGCAAGUUAACUACUCUGAUUUUAGAAUCUUCAAAGAUUUGAACACUCUCGAUUUGUCAGUUAUUAGUAUAUCCAAUUGAACAAGAGCUGAUCAAGAAGGGUUGAAAAAUUUGGAAGUUCUUGACUUGAGUGAUAAUUCUUUCGAUAAUGCUAUGAGCAUUCUGUCUUGUCUGGAUGGACUUUCGUCUCUUAAAUCUCUAUCAUUAGCUGAUCUUACUUUCGACAGCACUUCAUUAUACACUUUUCAGAUAGUUUUGGAGACAAUUUCCUCAAAGUUGCUGCAUCUGGAGGUCCUUGACUUAAGUGGAAACAAUUUGACAAAUGAAAUACUUCCUUCACUAAGGGGAUUCAAAUCUUUGAAAGAACUGUAUUUGGAUGGCAUUAGAUUGGACUCAGAUCUUCACAUACAAGAAUUAUGUGCCACCAUAUUGAAGAAUCUUGAGAUUCUUGACAUCUCCAACAACAACUUCAAUAACACUGAUAUUGGAUCUGCUCUUAGUGGACUUUCUUCCCUUAAGAAUUUAAAUUUAGCAUGGAAUGAAAUUACUCCGAAAUCAAUUCAUAAUAUAUCAAAACUGAGAUCUUUGGAGAUUCUUGACUUGGGUGAGAACAAUUUGAAGUUAUGGCCUGCAGAGAAUCAUAGAUUUGCUUGGCCGUCCGGUUUACAAGUGCUUGUGUUAAACAACAAUGAUUUCAGCAACGAUAUUAUUUCAUCCAUAAGUGGUCUUUCACAUCUCAAAUCUCUUGACGCGAGCAGCAACAACUUGAAAGGAUCACUAGAUAUUACUGAGAAUCAUGGAUUUGCAUGGCCUUCCAGUUUACAAGUUAUUAGUUUGAGCUCAAAUAAUUUCAGUAACGAUAUUAUUUCAUUCAUAAGUGAUCUUUCACGUCUCAAAUCUCUUGACUUAAGGAGCAACAACUUGAAAGGAUCACUAGAUAUUACUGAUUCUUACAAUCUGGACUUAGCAAUUUCUAUCAUAGUCUCACCAAGCAAGUCACCAUAACCAACAAUUCUUGAAGCAUGUCUCCAAAGCUCACUCAAAAAUAAUAAUCCUUGUUGAAACAUAAUGGACACCUAAAUGUUGAGGCACGAGACUCUUGGCACUGUGAAAUAUCUGAGGUCAAGGCUCCCUCUUGAAGUCUGAGGCCAAGGCUCCCUCUUGAAGUCAACUACUCCCCUCAAAAUCGCCAAAGCAACCUCUUGUUCAGUCUUUGAAAUCAAAAACCAAUCCAAAAAUCUUAGCACACACAAAUAACCAGUUAACUAGUAAGUAUGAUUAUAUAUGAUUAUCAGCACUCAUAAUUUAUUGCAAUUUCCAUCAACUCGUCGCUAAAACCACUUGAAAAUUAAUAUCACCAUCUAACUAAAUUGUGCUUCCAUUCCAUAUAAGAACAACCCUUUGAGAAAGCCUGAAAUAUUCUUGGUGGAUUAUACAAAAAAGCAAUAGCAAGCCUUUCUGGAUAAUGGUUUUGCAAAAUGUGAAUAAUAUCAUAAGUAGUUUUAAUAGCAAUGUUUGUGCUAAAUGAAAAUCCCGUGAAGUCUAUCAACCAUAACAUUUGUUCUUGACCAUCAGAAAGAUUAAGGGUCUGUUUGAAAUAGUUUUUGUUUUUAGUUUUUAAAAACUGAAAAGUAAAAAUCAAAACACAAUUUAGCCAUUUCAGUUUUUUGCUUUUAAAAACUGAAAAAUUGUGAAGAGUUUUUAAAAACACUUUGUAAAAUAUUAUAUUCAAACAAGUUUUUAGUUUUUAAAUUUUCAAAAACUAAAAUAGAGUUUUUAAAAAGCCUUUCAAACAGGCCCUAAGUACAGCAUUUUCCAACAGAUAGACUAAAUGCUUGAUAUUAUUUUCUGCUGAUGUUGUAUUCUGACAGAAGGAAACAAAUUGAACAGAGUAAGUUAAUCUGUUAUGUAUAGAGAAGCCUUCGUAAUUAACUACAUAUAUAGCCUUAAUAACAAUGAAUGUACAUCUUAGUUCAAACCUGCAUCCCUGGUCUCAUAAUAAGUACUCUCAUAAUAAGUACUGUCCUCCCAAGUCUAUCAUGAAAGUUAGCUCAAGAUACUUUCCCCGUCUCGCCCUCAUGUGCUACUGCAGCCUGAAUUUAGAAAACCAUUUAGUCAGAUGAUGACUUCAUUAAGCCCUAGCAGGCUACGUAGAUAUUAAACUCAUGCAGAAACACGCCAUCCUAAAUGUAUUCAUUAAAACAUACUCCAUUAUGCAUCAAAUUGAACUAAAGCACCAACCUGGAUAAUGAUCUUAGCACACUCAUAUUAUCCAUCAAAUUGAACUAAAGCACCAACCUGGAUAAUGAUCCUGGCACACUCAUUGCAACGAAACAUAGUCACAUACAACCACUGCAUUAAUCAAAAAAAGAAAAUAGGAAACUUCUUUUAGAUGCUAACUGGUAUAAGCAGUACAUGCUAUAUGUGUGCUAAUGGCAUAGCCCAGGUUAAAGUUGCAAAAGCAACGUGAUAAAUAAAGUAUCACUAAAAAAACUAUCAUUUGAAAGAGGUGCUUAGGGAGAAAAAAACAACUUUCGUAAUCGAUAUAUCUAAAAAUAUACAACAACUAUCCGUACGUAAAUUAGUCUACAUUUAAAAAGAAAAGAUUGAGGAAAACAUCUACAAUGGCAACAAGAGAAGCAGCAAUCAUUGUGAAAAUAUCACCGGCGUUAAAAGAAGGGGUUCCCCAUUGCAACUAAUUCGGGAGACUUAUCCUGCAUAGAUGUACAAAAACCUAAUUAAAAUGGUUACUAGCUAUUGUAAGAGGUGCAAAACUAUUAAGGACUGACCAACGAGCUGCAGUGAUCAACCUAGACCGGUCAGUGCAGCAACUGAAUUGAGUCAAUUGUGGUUUUUAUUAUAUGCACUAGCCGCGGUAAAAAUUUCAGCAAAUAGCCAUGAAAUUCCAAUUGUAGCUAUGAUUGCAACGUGGUCGACGCCUUUUGAUCCCAUCUUUUGUGGAAUGUACUGCAAGGAGAUUCGAUUACGGAAAGUUUCGUUAAAUGAUCAAUUUAAAAUGUUGAGCUAUUUCAAAAUGACAAAAGCAAAUAUCAAAGAAUAACACGGUAUAUCCACAAUUACAAAUGGAAUACCCACCAAUGAUAUUAGGAACAUACAGGUAGACAGAUGAUUUAUUGGAUCUUGGUGCAGGUUUUUUGGCCAUUGAAGCUUCUUCUUAUACUCUAAAGCUUUCCUAUAAAGAAUAUGGAAUUUCCAAUCAAAUGCUUACCUGCACAAAUAAUUUCCAGUAAAAAAUCCAAGCUACACAGUCCCAUCAUAUUUCAUGCAUAUGUAAGAAAACCGAUAACAAAAACACUCAUCAACAGAGCAUGUCAAUAAGUGCUAAAUUUAUUAGCUAUAUUUGAUAAUUAAAAAUACGAUGCAAAAAGGUCAUUGUAACAUGGAAUCUUUAAAUUAUCUAAUGCUAUGUCAUCAAUAGUACCUCUAUGGAGCUCAAUGGAUAUUUAUCAUUACCACAACAAGAGUACAAUCAGAAGAGCCACUAACAAGAAGAUACGGUGCAUGAUCACUCCAAGCAACUACUUGAACCUGUAAGAUGAAUAAGGAAAUGUAUCAUUGGCUCAAAUAUUUAGAAUAGUAAUUAAAAAAAAUACAACUCUUGCCUUGUCUAAGUUAUGUUCCAGGGUAGUAGCACAUGUUCCAGUGGCUAUGUCCCAAAUCUUUACUAGUAUAUUUAAAAUAGUAUAAUUCACUAGAAGUAGUUUUGUUUGAAAUAUAUUCUCUCGACGUGUAUUGAAUGAGCUUAAUCAUCAUGUGAGUCAUUAGAAUUACAGUCUACACUUUAGACAUAUAAAUGACAUGAUAAGCUCAUAAUAUAUGC